Thermochaetoides thermophila DSM 1495 is the source of this 2406-nucleotide messenger RNA. RefSeq lists its product as uncharacterized. Gene Ontology annotation, molecular function: RNA binding. NCBI's taxonomy places the organism in Eukaryota, Fungi, Ascomycota, Sordariomycetes, Sordariales, Chaetomiaceae. The transcript has a single exon. Gene Ontology annotation, cellular component: 90S preribosome; nucleolus; preribosome, small subunit precursor. Gene Ontology annotation, biological process: endonucleolytic cleavage in 5'-ETS of tricistronic rRNA transcript (SSU-rRNA, 5.8S rRNA, LSU-rRNA); endonucleolytic cleavage in ITS1 to separate SSU-rRNA from 5.8S rRNA and LSU-rRNA from tricistronic rRNA transcript (SSU-rRNA, 5.8S rRNA, LSU-rRNA); endonucleolytic cleavage to generate mature 5'-end of SSU-rRNA from (SSU-rRNA, 5.8S rRNA, LSU-rRNA). The coding region runs from base 1 to 2406 and encodes 801 amino acids. The record is from RefSeq and is a predicted model, not a curated record.
AUGGGUAAAAACAGGAAAUCCAAGCGGCAAUUGAUCCGUGACGAGAAGCGCGCCAAGAAGCGCGAGCGUGAGCUUGCCGAGGAGGAAGAGCGUCAGGCAAAGCGCCAGCGCCGCGCUGAGCGUGACAACGCCGAAAACACCUACGAUCCCAACGCUGAUUAUAUUCCGCUCGACGAUGACUUCGACUCCAGCAAUGGCCCGCGCGGUGCGGGCAACUUCCAGCGCGAGUUCUUUGGUAUGCUCGGGGAUCAGGAACAGGAAUACUUCCGCCACGCCGACGAGAUGCUCGAGCUGAACGACUUCCCCACGCCCGAAGACCGUGCUCUCUUUCUGCAGAAUGUGUACCGCGAAGCCCGCGGAAAAGAGCUAAAGCUCGCCAGCAGCCAGUCAUGCUCGCGCCUGAUGGAGCGCCUGAUUCUCCUGUCGUCCACGGCCCAGAAAAAGCGGUUGUUUGGCGCCUUUGCUGGCCACUUCAUGACUCUCAUCACCCAUCGCUUCGCCAGCCACUGCUGCGAGAAGCUGUUCCUCAUGAGUGCCCCGGUCGUCACCCAGGAGUUGAGCGGAUCUGAGGAAGCCAAUGGCGACGUGGAGAUGACCGAUGCUGAGGAUCCUGCGGAAGUGACCGAAGCGAUGAAGACGUCCAUGGAGGACUUGUUCCUGCUCACCCUCGACGAGCUGGAAGAACAUCUGUCCUUCCUGCUCUCCGAUCGCUAUGGCUCGCACGCCCUCCGAGUGUUGUUAGUUGUGCUCUCAGGCCGCCCCCUCGACCAAGCAGGCACCAAAUCCUUGCUGCAGAGCAAAAACAAAGAGCACGUCACAGUCGAAGGUGCUGCCGCUAGUCUUAGCGAGCUUACAUCGCAGCCUAGGCCGGUGCCGGCAUCUUUCACUGCGGCCAUCGAGAAAAUUAUUGCCGAUUCAACCGCUUCCAUGGAUGCGACCGCGCUCCGCGUUCUGGCAAAGCACCCGACCGGCAACCCCACAUUGCAGCUUCUGCUAGAGCUGGAGCUGACCUUGCUUCUCAAGUACAAGAAGGGGAAGAAGGACGGGGAUAAGGAUGCGGAUGAGCAGAACAAUCGGCCAUCGCUUCUUGAACGGCUAUUACCAGGCGCGCCAGCAUCGCUCAGCGAUGAAAAGUCCCAAGCAUGUGAGUUUGUCAACGGCAUGAUCUAUGAUCCGAUCGGAUCGCGUCUCCUCGAGACUCUCAUCGCCCAUUGUCCGGGCAAAGUCUUUAAAGGUCUCAACCAUCACGUCUUCGGGCCACGCAUCCAGAGCUUCUUGCGCAACGACAUCGCGUCGUACCCGGCCAUCAAGGUGCUCACACGCCUGGGCAAGGAUGACCUCGUCAGCGCGGUCGAAAAAUGUUUGCCAGAAAUUCCUACCUAUCUCGAACGAGGCCGUCUGAAUGUCAUUAAGACGUUCUUUGAGAGGUGCCACGUUCGCGGCGCUACCGCUGAACUUUCUACACUCCUGCAGGCUCUCACAAAAGCCUGCGGCAACGACUGGAAGCACAUUGUGCCGAAAUUAUGUCUACUCGAUGAGCCAGAGCCCAGCCAUCAGGAAGACAAAAAGUUCCAACAACCCGACGCAAAGAACCGCAACGCGCUCAUCACUCACGGCAGUCAGAUCGUCUCUACUCUCCUCUCUAUCCCCGGCCAGCCGUCUAAGGCCAUCCAAACUUCCCUCCUCUCCCUCAACCCCGAGCAUCUCCUUCGCCUUGCUACUUCCUGCCCGGCCUCCGCAGCCAUCCUUUCCAAGGCUCUGUCUACCCCGGCACAAAUAGCCCAUUUCCACAAGCUUCUCGUCGCCAACCUCGUCCCGAACAUCUUCGACAUCGCCACAUCCUCUUCCCAUAGCAGCGCCAUCGUCAACGCCAUCAUCUCCACGCCUUCCCGCGUUACCGUGGACGAGACCCAGCAGGAACAGCAGCAAGCGAACAAGAAGGGCAACAACAGCAACAAGAAGGACAGUAACAGCACGCCUGCUGUCCCCAUCGUGCCGUUCCACCUCAAAGAAAACAUCAUGGCGCAGCUGGAGCGACGCCAAGGCGAGCUGCGGUCUACCUGGCUGGGACGGAACGUUUGGCGCACGUGGCGGGGUGAUAUAUGGAGUCAUAGGCGGCCUGAAUGGGUGCGCUGGGCGAAGGAGACGGACCCGGAAGAUGCGAGGGUGGCGGCUGUGCCGAAAAAGAAGGAGGUUGUGGAGGAGGGGAAGGGUAAGGAGAAGGGGAAGGCGAAGGAAAAGAGGGACAAAGUCCAAUCGGGAGAAAAGGAGCGGGAAAAGAAGAAGAAGAGUGACGAACGGAAGAAGUCCACGGACACGAGGGACGGAGAGGAGAAGCAGGCUAAUGAUGAAGACCGGAAGAAGAGAGAAAAGGACAAGAAAAAGGAGAAGAAAUCCUCUGGUUAG